ACCAAAUUGGCUGAACCCACUGGAAAACCCUAAAGUGGAAGCGACUCAGCGGGCAAUAACAACACCCUGUUUCGCCUGAGCCUCACAGCAUUUCACAUUCUCCAGAACAACGCCUCUCUGCAGAACUUGGGAAAAGGAGAUGGCCGGUUGCGGAGCCUGAGGGAAGCUCCAGCUGUCGCGAUGUCGGGAUGUCAUUGGCUAGAAGUUUCGCUCGGAGGAUUCAGACAAAAAGCAGAGAAAUGAAUUCCAGGGUGAAGCAGAAAUUGGAUGAUGAGAAACCCAUUGCUGUAAAGGUUUCCACAAAUAAUAGAAACUACAAAUCAGAGAGGCAGACCCUGAAGAUGAUACAGCCAUCCAUUACAGGUUGUCUUGUUGGCAGAGCAAAUGAGCAAACAAAAUCAACAAUCAAGAGGAAACUUCGGAGUGAUCAGCUUGUUUCAAAGGCUUCCAAAUCUGAAGUCACUAUUGAAAUGAAAUACAAAAACACAGGAGGAGUUAUCCAGGCUUCUGAUCUUACAACAAAAGGCAACCCUUCAUCUCGGUAUUGGAAAGAGCUGGCUGAGGAGAGGAGAAAAGCACUGUAUGAGGUGUUACAAGAAAAUGAAAAGCUGCAUAAAGAAAUUGAAGUAAAAGAAGCCGAAAUUGCUCAUCUGAAGGAAGAGAAUGAAGAACUUGCAGAGCUAGCAAGCCACGUACAAUAUAUGACAAAUAUGAUUGAGCGGCUGACUGGACAAGCACCAGAAAAUCUAGAGGCAUUGAAAAAUUUGGAUCUAGAAGAAAUUGCAAAUGAAGAAUCUGAUUUUACAGAAGAAGAUUUACAGAAUGAAACUGAAGAGGAAUGUCCACAGCUCUCCAGCAAUUCUACAGAGAGUGUUGUGGAUCAGCUUUUGAAUAGAACAUGUUCUCUAGAAAAAAACAGCCUCUCUAAAGAGAACAAAGAACUGCCAGGGUCAAGCUUUGAACUAGGGGAGGAGUGGCAUCCUGAAAACAAAACAUUCACUUAAGAUUCAGAAGGUGAGUCUUAGCUAGUGUUGUGCAAUAUUGCAAAUAAUUAUCUUACCUAAAGUGCAUCUGGCCUCUUGUUGGAAUGGUAAUGCCAUGUAUUUUAGCUUGUAAAUAUUUUGUAUUCUUCUAUGAAAUAUACAUAACUGCCAAAUAAAUAUAUCUUCACAAACAUCA
Pogona vitticeps (central bearded dragon) is the source of this 1179-nucleotide messenger RNA. It is a transcript of the gene GMNN, whose product is annotated as geminin DNA replication inhibitor. Gene Ontology annotation, cellular component: nucleus. Gene Ontology annotation, biological process: negative regulation of cell cycle; negative regulation of DNA replication. Lineage: Eukaryota; Metazoa; Chordata; Lepidosauria; Squamata; Agamidae. The record is from RefSeq and is a predicted model, not a curated record.